Messenger RNA from Cryptosporidium ubiquitum, 522 nucleotides. RefSeq lists its product as uncharacterized. The record is from RefSeq and is a predicted model, not a curated record. The transcript has 3 exons. The coding region runs from base 1 to 522 and encodes 173 amino acids. NCBI's taxonomy places the organism in Eukaryota, Apicomplexa, Conoidasida, Eucoccidiorida, Cryptosporidiidae.
AUGUCAGAACAAAUAUCAAUUUUGGAUGCCGUUUCAAUACGUACCAAUAAGGGUGAAAUUCUUAAUGGCCAAGUCUGCUGUAUUUUUCCUAACAAUGAAUUCAUAGUUUUAAAAAAAGAUAUCAGAAAUGGAUUUAGCACUUUUGAUAUUAUAAACAGCGAGUCUAUCUGUGAGGUAAAGCCAUAUUUAGAAGGAAAGUGUUCGGAAAUUGACGUAGAUCUUCCAGAAAACUAUAUUGAUAUUAUUAAAAAAAGAGAAGAAGCGCUAGUCAAUAAUGCGAAGUCAAACAUUAAAUUCUGGGGAAAUAAUGUCACUCCAAUGGGCCAAGCUACAUUUGAUUUCAUUCACAAAACACACCCAAACUGCUCAUGGGAUGAUGAAAAUAUUCAGGUAAUGGGAAUUACUGUAUCACCUCCAUAUUUGCCAGAUAAUUGUUCGGGUGAUGAUAAAAGAGCGCUUGAGAGAAUCAGAUGUGUAAUCAGAAAGUUUAGAGAACGGAUUUCAGAAGAGUCAUUAAAAUAA